Klebsormidium nitens is the source of this 2726-nucleotide messenger RNA. Lineage: Eukaryota; Viridiplantae; Streptophyta; Klebsormidiophyceae; Klebsormidiales; Klebsormidiaceae. The record is from the annotation of a GenBank genome assembly.
CUUCAAAUGCUUCAAUUUCAAAGUUCACUGCAGAAUGACAGCAGAUCGUUCACGUGAAUUCGCCUGAAGCGCGGCUGUUUGUGCCUUCCGGGUGGUGCAGUGUGCUUCAGAUCCAAUUCUUUGUCUGGUUUGGGAGCAAUUGGCGUGCAGAUCUCACUCUCGGAGGCAGUGGGGGGGCAGAUCAAAGUUGGCCCCUUCAGCUGCUUGCACCAACACCGCUGAUUCAUUCAGGGAGGGUGACAAUGACCAGCAUCACCCAGUUGACGUGCCUCUGUCAGCCCACUGCUCAUGCGAUCAACACAUCUGGCGAGCUUCAGAACGUCAGACGCAACACAGAAGCUUGUCGGGCGCCUGCAAAACCUGAUUGGCAAUUACCAGUCAGCAAAGGUUUUACUCGAAGCCAUCGUGUGCUUAGAUCAAAGCGCUGUCAGGGAAGCUUGGCAUCUGCAUUUGUUGGCCAAGGUCUGCGGCGCAAUAGUGGUGAGGCUGGAGAGGGUUUGACAAUGGCAGUCAGCAUAGGACAGCCGCUGGAGAGCACGAUUGAAACCAAUGGCACCGCUUACAGCUUUGAUGAGGACCCCCCAGACAUGCCAGGCCUGAAGAAGAGCAACGAACGGUUCAGAUUGCCGCACAUUACAGAUCUGUUCCCUGACAUUGUACCCAAGUACUCGACCUUCUCAACAAAAUCAAGCUGCCUCAUCCGAGGCAAUGUCCAAGGUCCCCUGCGCGCUAAGGAACUCGGCAAGAUGUUUGUUGAUGACAGGGACCGCGUGCUCCUUAAGGUUAUCCGUUAUGCGCACGCUAGCUCAUCAGGUGCAGAGUGCUUGAACGAUGAUUGCACUUUUGAGCACUGGUGGCUAAGUAGAGCAGGGCCGCGGUCCCACAUCUACUUUGAGCCUACAGAGGUGAAUGCUGCUAUCGUCACCUGUGGAGGUCUGUGCCCCGGCUUGAACGACGUCAUCCGGCAGAUUGCGCUGACUCUGACAACCUACGGUGUCACCGACGUGAAGGGCAUCGCUUAUGGUUACAAGGGCUUCAUCGACGAGAAAAUCAGAGACAUUGACUUGACCCCUCAAUCGGUGGCGACAAUCCACCUGAUGGGCGGCAGCAUUCUGGGGUCGUCCCGUGGAAACAGCAAGACGUCUGAGAUUGUGGAUAACAUCGAGAAGCGCGGCACAAACAUGCUGUUCGUUAUUGGUGGCAACGGGUCGCACGCCGGGGCAAUGGCGAUCCACCAGGAGUGCUUCAAGCGCAAGCUCAAGGUCGCGGUUGUCGGAGUGCCCAAGACGAUCGACAACGACAUUCUGCUGAUGGACAAAACCUUCGGGUUCGACACAGCGGUCGAGGAGGCACAGAGGGCCAUCAAAGCCGCGUACAUCGAAGCCGCGUCGGCUUACCACGGCGUCGGAGUUGUGAAGCUCAUGGGCAGGCAGUCAGGUUUCAUUGCAAUGUACGCCAGCCUGGCCAGCGGUCAAGUCGACUGCUGCUUGAUCCCUGAGGUGCAUUUCAGCCUGGACGGCCCCAACGGCGUUUAUGAGCACAUGAAGACGGUGAUCAACCGCAAGGGCCACUGCCUGGUGGUGAUUGCGGAGGGGGCCGGGCAGGACCUGGUGGCGGGGGAGGGGGGCACCGACGCGUCGGGCAACCCAAUCCUCGCAGAUAUUGGGCAGUGGUUCGUCAAGCAGGCGAAGAAGCACUUCAAGGAGGUCGGCUUCCCGGCUGAGUUCAAGUACAUCGACCCCACAUACAUGAUCCGCGCCACGCCCGCCAACGCCUCGGACGGCAUCCUCUGCAGCGUGCUGGGCCAGAAUGCGGUCCACGCCGCGUUUGGGGGCUACACCGGUGUCACCGUUGGGCUCGUAAACACCCACUAUUGCCUCCUGCCGAUCCCUGAGGUCAUUCGCGAGGCGCGCAACGUUGAUCCCGACAGCCGCAUGUGGCACCGUUGCCUGACGUCAACCGGGCAGCCUGACUUCUCACCCCCCCAUGUUGAAUCGAAUUGAAAGGGGGGUGUCGCGAGUUGGACACUUGCUUCUGGAAUUCUACGGGGAGGUAUUUCAUUUAAGCGUGGAACGUGCUAGAAAGAGACAUAUCUGCGGCAAGAACGGACGCGGCGAAAGGGAGUGUUUGAAGGUCGUAUACGUACAUGCAAUUUGGAUGGGCAGGGUAUAGCAAUGGCGAAGGGACGGGUGGAGGCAAGUUGGAGAAAGGGGGUGAGCAAUUGGAAAGGGCCAGCAGUGUUAUUACGUUAUAAGCAUCGCGAAUUUGAUCAUUGCAAUUGGGGGUUGGAAUAAGUGAAAAUGCGUCUGCAAAGCAGGUUGUCACCCUGAUAGACCAGCCUGCUGCUUAUGGGUUUCUUGUGCAGGACUGACUAGUAUCGGUGUACAUAGGUCAGUAGGCUCUCAACAAGGUUCGACAGGAAUAAGCGACCUGGGAGCAUAAUAUUAUCGGAAAAUGAUGCAUGGAAGGCCUUGAAUGCUGGUAACAGCAAGGACUGGCGGGUAUUGGCGACGAAUGUCUUGGCUAAGCUAAGCAUUAGAAGGAAGUCAAUAAUCAUCAAGGUCUGACUAAUAUUUGGCACAACUGACGUCAGUGACUAUAGAAAGGACAGGAUAAAUAAACUUGAAAAGAAUCCCUACCUAUAUAAUCAAUUGCAGCCCCGUUUUCCAAUACAUGUAAUCGCGCUUCCCGGCGAUAAGAGUAUAAUAUCUAAACGCCCUGCAGCA